Messenger RNA from Zerene cesonia (dogface butterfly), 998 nucleotides. It is a transcript of the gene DnaJ-15, whose product is annotated as dnaJ homolog subfamily C member 17. Bases 106 to 978 code for a protein of 290 amino acids. Gene Ontology annotation, molecular function: RNA binding. Gene Ontology annotation, biological process: spliceosomal complex disassembly. Gene Ontology annotation, cellular component: spliceosomal complex. The transcript is spliced from 3 exons. The record is from RefSeq and is a predicted model, not a curated record. NCBI's taxonomy places the organism in Eukaryota, Metazoa, Arthropoda, Insecta, Lepidoptera, Pieridae.
AUGAUAUCAGAUCAAAUAAAUCUAGUUCAAUGUUUUAUGUACUAUUUACAUUUAGAGUUGGGGGCCUAUGAUUACUUAUGAAUUAAUAAUUAUUGAAUUUUAAGCAUGGCUAAAAAAAGUAUUGAAGAGCUGGAUUUAUAUUCAAUUCUUGAUAUUAAGCUUACAGCUACUGAAUCUGAGAUCAAAAAAGCUUAUCGUAAAAAAGCUCUCCUAUGUCAUCCAGACAAAAAUCCUGAUGAUCCUAAAGCAGCUGAGACUUUUCAUGAAUUAUCGCGUGCCUUAGAAAUUUUAACUGACAAAGCAGCGCGCGAUGCCUACGACAAAGUUUUAAGAGCGAAAGAAGCAGCAAAGUUGAGACAUAGAGAGUUAGAUAGUAAACGACAGAAACUCAAAGAGGACUUGGAGAGACGUGAACGAGAUGCCAAUUUAAGUAGCGCUAAAGUUCUAACAGAUGAACAGAAGCUAGCCGCAGAAAUAGCAAGGUUACAAAAAGAAGGGAGCAGACUGCUGCAAGAAGAACAACAAAGAGUUAAAGAAGAGAUCCAAAGGACUCUAGGUCGCCUUAGUGAACCAGUAUGGGAUUCAAAUUUAAAUAGGAUUAAGAUAAAAUGGAGUGUAAAUAAAAAUGAUACAAAUAAUGGUGGAUAUGACGAAAACAAUUUAAGAAGAUUUUUAAAGAAAUAUGGAGAAAUUUUGGCUUUAAUUGUGUCCCCCAAGAAAAAGGGUAGUGCUCUUGUGGAAUUUGCAACUAAAGAAGCUUCUGAAAUGGCUGUUGAAUUUGAAAAAGGUUUACCAGAUAAUCCACUUACACUGAAAUGGGUUAAUGACCGACCUAUACUUACAACAAAGAAAAAAGUCACAGAACCAAGCUUAAUAUCAGAUAGAGACUAUGAAUCAGUAGUUCUAACAAAAAUGCGACAGGCAGCAGAACGACAAAGGCUAAUAGAAGAAAUGAUGAAGGAGGAACAAGGACAAUAAAACAAUAUAAUUUAAUUCAA